AAAGGUCCCAACUUUAUUUUCUCACUGUCCUUUUAUCUCAAGGUCUGGUCCCACAACGAGUACCCUCUGAUCCCAGUAGGGAAGCUGGUCCUCAACAGAAACCCUGUCAACUACUUUGCAGAGGUGGAGCAGCUGGCCUUUGAUCCUAGCAACAUGCCUCCAGGCGUCGAGCCCAGCCCAGACAAGAUGCUGCAGGGUCGGCUCUUCUCCUACCCAGACACACACAGGCACCGCCUGGGCGCCAACUACCUGCAGCUGCCCGUCAACUGCCCCUUCAGAGCCCGCGUGGCCAACUACCAGAGGGACGGCCCCAUGUGCAUGGGCGACAACCAGGCCGGAGCCCCUAACUACUACCCCAACAGCUUCAGUGCCCCAGAGACACAGCCUCGCUGCAUUGAGUCCAAGUUUCAGGUGUCACCUGAUGUGGCUCGCUACAACAGUGCAGACGAUGACAAUGUCACUCAGGUGCGCAGCUUCUACACCCAAGUCCUGAAUGAGGAGGAGAGGCAGCGUCUGUGUGAGAACAUGGCCGGCCACAUGAAGGGAGCACAGCUCUUCAUUCAGAAACGCGCGGUCCAGAACUUGAUGGCGGUCCACCCUGACUAUGGGAACCGGGUCCAGACAUUGCUCAACAAACACAAUGCAGAGAACAAGAAGAAUGCGGUGCGGGUGUACACCCAAGGUGGGGCAUCUGCAAUGGCAGCAGCCUCGAAGAUGUGAUGCUCUGCUCCGGCCAGCAGAGGGCAGCCUGCUCUCCCUGCACUUCAACCUGCCGAGGCUGCUAUCAGCUUCCGUCCUGCCACUCAAAAGGCACACUUUAGAUUCAAGGCUUCUUGGAUAGAUUCAAGGCUUCUUGUUGCUUUAACUUCUGUACUAACAAGCAGUCUGUUAUUUGCCAAAGUGAUCGUUUAAGGCCUGAUGGUAAAUGAUGGCGUUUUAUGGAAUUGUUCUUACCCAUUUCAAUGUGAAAACCAGAUUUUUUCGUUCCUAUACUUGAUUUUUGUUAAUUGGAUAAACUACCGCAGUAUGUCCACCAUUUUAGCAUUGUCUGAUUACUUAUGGCUAAAAUCAUUAUGCCUUUUGCCUUAAAGUUAAGCCAGUCAAGUGAACGUUCUACAAACUGAGCAUCAUGCAGGCUGAGAACCUGAGCUCGCUAAACAGGAAAUGGUAGAUCCCCGUUCAGUUCAGAGAAGAUCACUGUACAUCUCUGCAUCAGAGAUUGGCCAGACUUGAAUGCAAAGUGGAGUACAAAACAACAUUCCAUUUCCCCCAACAUGUUCCAGUCACCUGAAUGAUCCUCAUUAUAUCCUGCCCAGAUUAGUAGUCAGCAGCGUUUUUUACAAACCACUUAAAUGCAGCUAUAAGAUGGCAUGGUUUUUGCAGAGAGCAUAAUGCAGAUAUAAGUUGUACGUUUCUAGUUCAAAGCUGCAUGGCAUUCUCUUGCUUUUUAUACCGGUCAGCGAUCAGGGCUGCUCUACGUCUGUGUCCUGGUAUGAAAAGAUUUCCAAUUUAUUCUGAAUUUGGGAAAUGAUGCUCGGCUGUGUGUUCAUUUUUGUUGUUUGAUGUUUUCCUGACAUACUGCUGAUGAUGAGUCUGUGUGCCUCCACCUCAUCCUUACUAAGUGGGAAUCGGCUUUCAUCGAAUUCAGUUCAUCUGCAAGGUGUAUUUGCUGGGAUUUAAAUAGCUGAAUCAUUAUCCUAUGUUAAUCAUGUCCAUUGUAGAACAAUUGACACCAGAAAAUAUUUUUUCUUGAUACUAUGCAUUGGAAUUUGAACCUAAAGAGUCAAAGAUGCAAACAUUAAUUCCCUCACACAAGCGUCGGAAGAUGAGCGGAUGUACACUGUGCUUAUUUUGUAAUUUAAGCAAAUAAAACCUGAUUGUAUUAGAGUUUUAA
Messenger RNA from Clupea harengus (Atlantic herring), 1894 nucleotides. RefSeq names its product catalase (gene cat). Gene Ontology annotation, biological process: hydrogen peroxide catabolic process; response to hydrogen peroxide. Gene Ontology annotation, molecular function: heme binding; catalase activity. Gene Ontology annotation, cellular component: mitochondrion; cytoplasm; peroxisome. The record is from RefSeq and is a predicted model, not a curated record. The annotation marks the transcript as partial. The transcript is spliced from 6 exons. NCBI's taxonomy places the organism in Eukaryota, Metazoa, Chordata, Actinopteri, Clupeiformes, Clupeidae.